Molecule: messenger RNA, 1152 nt
Organism: Oikopleura dioica
Lineage: Eukaryota; Metazoa; Chordata; Appendicularia; Copelata; Oikopleuridae
Source: the annotation of a GenBank genome assembly
AUGUACAUUGACGAAACGGAGCCGGAGCCACUUUUCUGGUCGAACUUGUAUCACGAUUUUACUUUUGAAUAUGGAUCCCUUCACGAUUUGAUCAUGACUUUCCGCAAGACGCUGGACAAAUACUCAACUGAACCAGGUGUCGAUCGAUUCAUGGUCACAGAAGUCUACACAACAACCGAAAAGAACAUGAAAUACUACGGGGCUUUCGAGCGCGAGGCUGACUUUCCCUUCAACUUUGAUCUCAUCCCCCUUGGUUCUACCGGUUCCAUUUCCGGAGCCGAGGUGCGUCAGCUGGUCGACAACUGGAUGUUCAAAAUGCCAUUUGGUCGAACCCCCAACUGGGUCGUUGGAAAUCAUGACACCACUCGACUCGCCUCUAGAAUCGAUGGAAUGAGCGACGACGAGAAGAAGCAAAUUUCUAAGCUCUUUGCCCAGCUAACCUUCACUCUUCCAGGAACGAACUUCAUUUAUAAUGGAGAGGAACUGGGAAUGGUAGAUUUGACAAAACAAGAACUACCAGAUGAAUGCAAGGUCGAUAUUCAACAAGAUUCUCGAGAUUAUGAGCGAAAUCCUCUUCCAUGGAACAAUAUUGCAGAUCAAAACUAUGGCUUCUCAAACUGCAGCGGCACUCAAAACCUCCCUCCUUCCUGCAAUCAAAACCGUUGCACUUGGCUUCCCUUAUCAGAAUCAGCAAAAGACGGCUUGAACGUCGCUGACCAGCUCGAAGACGAAGAAUCUGUUCUUUGGUACUAUAAAAAUUUGAUCGAACUGCGCCAGGAUGAAGCGUUUACUCGAGGAAGCUACUGUCGAAACCCAGAUGAUGAAAAAGACAAACCCGACGGUCUUUUGAGAUAUUUGAGAACUUUGGAAGGGGGAAAGACUUUUGAGAUUGUCUUCAACUGGAGCGGAAGCAAGCUGAAUUUUGACAUCAGAAAUGACAGAGAAGUCGUCGAAACUUUCCCAAAAAAUUUCGACAGCAAUGAACUCGAUGCUUAUUCCGGUGUGAUUUUCGAGCUCAGCGAGAUCCCGGAAGACUACUCUGGCGAAGGAAUUUGCGUCCAACGCCGAGCUGUGCGAAAACGAAACAAUUUGAUCCUCACCUCUGCGACUAAAGAUCGACGACUUUUUGAUUUUGAAUCUCAUUUUGAAUAA